Molecule: messenger RNA, 1295 nt
Organism: Malania oleifera
Lineage: Eukaryota; Viridiplantae; Streptophyta; Magnoliopsida; Santalales; Ximeniaceae
Product: carbonic anhydrase 2-like
Exons: 9
Coding region: 300-1091 (263 amino acids)
Biological process (GO): carbon utilization
Molecular function (GO): zinc ion binding; carbonate dehydratase activity
Source: RefSeq, a predicted model, not a curated record
AUUACUUUCUGUCUUCACACUCCAAUCAGGACACGAUUUUGUUCUCCAAGUCAUUGUUUUACAUUCAGAAAAUUGUAUGGGCGUUUUCCUUGUGAUCAAUAUUUUUAUCAUCCACGGAAACUGGCCUGUUUUGUUCAAUAAUGCAUAACCAUGCUAGGCCUAUAAAUAGGAUAACCCAGCAAGAGCAUGUCAUUCAAGAUAAGCUUUGAUUUCAUUUGCAGUUUGUAAUUGCAAUUGAGACUGAUUGAUUAUUCAGUCAGCUGAUUUGCUUUGAUAUUUUUAAGUAUCGAUUUGUGCAAAUGGAAGCUGGCAUUGCUAUGCCUAAGAAUUCAUGUGAGGAGGCCAUUGAAGGACUGAAGAGACUUCUCAGUGAGAAGGAAAGCUUGGAAGAUGUAGCUACAGAAAAAAUCAAGAAGCUGAUAAUCGAGCUGCAAAGGACCGAUCCUUCAUGUGAUCCUGUCGUCCAGAGGAUAAUAAAGGGCUUUCUUCACUUCAAGACCCACAAAUUUGACAAGUACCCAGAAUACUACCAUGAACUUGCACAAGGACAGCAUCCCAAGUUCCUGGUGUUCGCAUGUUCUGAUUCUCGAGUGAGCCCAUCUAACAUCCUGGACUUCCAGCCGGGGGAGGCCUUCAUGGCCCGAAACAUCGCUAACUUGGUCCCUGCAUUUAACCAGCUAAGGUACUCUGGAGUUGGUGCAAUCAUUGAGUAUGCUGUUGCUGAACUUAAGGUGGAGAACAUCCUGGUCAUCGGCCACAGUCGAUGCGGUGGGAUAAAGCAGCUCAUGUCUCUUCCAGAUGUUGGGCCACAUCAGAAUGACUUCAUAGAUGACUGGGUCAAAAUCGGUUUACCUGCCAAAGCCAAAGUGAUGGAAGAAUAUGGAAAUUUACCUUUCGAGGAGCAAUGCAAGCAUUGUGAAAAGGAGGCUGUGGAUAUGUCGCUCACGAACUUAUUAAGUUAUCCAUACGUGCGAGACGGGGUGGCAAAUGGAACUCUAGCACUGAGGGGAGGCUACUAUGAUUUUGUCGAGGGAAAGUUUUUGCUUUGGGAGGCUGACUUUGGCCUUGCAGUGCCUAUAAGCAUCAAAUAAUCACUUUCAAGCACCAUCAGUCUUUACAUCUCAGUUUCCUUUUUGCUCCAAUAAAGCAUGUGCUAUUUUUUUCCUUCAUGAACCAAUAAUUCGCAAUGAUUACAAUGAGCAGUUAUGUGUACUCUUCCAUUUGAGCUUUUGUUUUCAUACCACUUUCUCUUGUGCUUCACUUUUCUGUGGGAAAAUUAGAAAGAAAAGUCUUCC